Pseudogymnoascus destructans is the source of this 804-nucleotide messenger RNA. RefSeq lists its product as uncharacterized. Gene Ontology annotation, molecular function: protein binding. The record is from RefSeq and is a predicted model, not a curated record. The transcript is spliced from 2 exons. NCBI's taxonomy places the organism in Eukaryota, Fungi, Ascomycota, Leotiomycetes, Thelebolales, Thelebolaceae. Bases 1 to 804 code for a protein of 267 amino acids.
AUGGAGGUGGACGACCUGACCAGAAGCACCCUGACCAGAAGCACGAGCAGUGUCACAACAAACAUCAUGAAGAACAUUCCCACGCCAUUUGGACCACUACCUCCGAUGUCCAGCAUGGUUAACAGGGAGAUGGAGGAGACCCCAGCGCAGCCGCCAGUCGCUGUAGCGCCACAAGAACAAGCACCAACAACCACUGUGGGCGAGGCUCAGGAAGCGAUGCAGUCGUCAGAGGACUCUACUGCCAUUGACAGCGAGGAGAAGAGCAAGGAGGUCAUCAGCAGCUCGGCGCCUUUGUCUCUGGAUUCAAACACGGGCGAGAUGGCCGCGGAUGAGGGACAACCGCUGUCCAGCACCGUAUCGCCUUCGACGGAUGUGGCGAAUCCGGUUUGCAAUAUCAUGCUUCUUCUCACGUCCGGAGCACGACAUGGAUACAGAGUGGACGAGCGGUAUCUACUGAAGCGGCAAAUGACCAUCCCGGGUGUUACGGAGAGCGGCAAGAAGGACCCAUACAGCAUCAGCGUAAUUAUGCUGAAGGAGCUGAUCCUAAAGGAGUGGAGGGAAGAAUGGGAUGCUAAGCCUACGAGCCCGAGCAGUAUCCGUUUGAUUUAUUUUGGUCGGUUGUUGAAUGACAAUGUGCCGCUGAAAGAGUGCAGAUUCAACGAGCAUGCGACGAAUGUUGUACAUAUGACGGUGCGGCCUCAGGAUAUAGUGGACGAGGAGGAGACAGAGCGGAAGAGGGCCGAAGCCAGACAGCACGAACGGCCGGAACCAACGCCCGGAUGUGGACGCUGUGUCAUUCUAUGA